Messenger RNA from Manis pentadactyla (Chinese pangolin), 8780 nucleotides. RefSeq names its product HECT, C2 and WW domain containing E3 ubiquitin protein ligase 2 (gene HECW2). The transcript has 28 exons. NCBI's taxonomy places the organism in Eukaryota, Metazoa, Chordata, Mammalia, Pholidota, Manidae. Gene Ontology annotation, biological process: regulation of dendrite morphogenesis. The record is from RefSeq and is a predicted model, not a curated record. The coding region runs from base 543 to 4937 and encodes 1464 amino acids. Gene Ontology annotation, molecular function: protein binding; ubiquitin-protein transferase activity.
GUACCAUUCGCAGGGGUGUGGUCACAACUGCCUCUCCUGAAGGGACACUGUAUAUUAUGUUUUUUCAUAGGAUGCCUGAACAGUGAUAAGUCUUGAUGAAAGGCAGGAGUGGCUCUCAGUGUUGUUCUUAGCUGGACAGGAGUCUCCUUGUACAGGCCUGCUUGAACCCAACUUAGUAUUUCAUUUCUAGAACUUUUGGGGAAGAGAAGGACGCAGGAGUAUCAGUGAAGUGUACCUGCAGAGCUCUCAGAGCCACGUUAGGACUCCAGACCUGCCUUCACUUCAAUCCUGCCACUCCUAUGAGUGAAAUUGCUAAGCGGGUAGGCCAGGAAUAUGGUUUUAAGGCGAAUGAAGCAUGUUUUUUCUUGCUGCUUCCUAUGAUUUGAAAUGAUGGAUUCUCUUCUGGAAAAGGCAGAGAAAAACUCUUUGGGAUUACCUGAGAUGAGAAUUCUCCAGCCAACUUCUGGGAUUCUAAAAACAGGGGUGUGACGGGAACACAAAAAGGGCAAAUUGUAUGGAGAAUUGAGCCUGGACCCUAUUUCAUGGAACCGGAGAUAAAAAUCUGUUUCAAAUACUACCACGGCAUUAGCGGAGCCCUGCGAGCUGCGACGCCCUGCGUCACUGUGAAGAACCCUGCUGUGACGAUGGGGGCAGAAGGCAUGGAAGGAGGUGCUUCCGGAAAUCAGCAUUCUCGGAAACUCGUUAGCUUUACUUUGUCAGAUCUUAGAGCAGUUGGGCUUAAGAAAGGGAUGUUCUUCAAUCCUGACCCUUAUCUUAAGAUGUCCAUUCAGCCAGGGAAGAAGAGCAGUUUCCCCACCUGUGCUCACCAUGGGCAGGAGAGACGGUCCACUAUCAUCAGUAACACCACUAAUCCAAUUUGGCACCGAGAGAAAUAUUCCUUUUUUGCACUUCUUACUGAUGUCUUAGAAAUUGAAAUUAAAGACAAAUUUGCCAAGAGCCGUCCCAUCAUCAAGCGUUUUCUGGGGAAACUAACCAUUCCAGUCCAGAGGUUGCUGGAGCGGCAAGCCAUCGGUGACCAAAUGCUCAGCUACAACCUCGGCAGAAGGCUCCCAGCUGACCAUGUGAGUGGGUACCUUCAGUUUAGAGUGGAGGUUACGUCUUCUGUGCAUGAAGAUGCUUCUCCAGAAGCUGUUGGCACAAUACUUGGAGUCAAUACUGUGAAUGGAGAUCUAGGAAGCCCUUCUGAUGAGGAGGACAUGCCAGGGGGCCAUCAUGACAGCCCCAUUUGUUCUAACGGACCAGUCUCUGAGGAAAGUGCUGCCGAUGGGAUGCCCAAGCACUCUUUUAGGACUAGCUCUACUCUGGAAAUAGACACAGAGGAAUUAACCUCUACUUCUUCAAGGACCUCCCCUCCCCGAGGACGUCAGGAUUCACUCAAUGAUUAUUUAGACGCUCUUGAACACAAUGGCCAUUCCAGGCCUGGAGCAGCUACCUGCUCAGAGAGGUCCGUGGGAGCCUCUCCAAAACUAAGGAGUAGUUUUCCCACCGACACGAGACUCAAUGCAAUGCUUCACAUCGACUCAGAUGAAGAAGACCACGAGUUCCAGCAAGAUCUGGGUUAUCCAUCUUCCUUGGAGGAGGAAGGAGGGUUAAUAAUGUUUAGCAGGGCAUCAAGAACUGAUGACAUGAGCCUGACAUCUCAGUCGAAGCCAGAGGACAGUCUGAUGGAGACUGAGGAAGCCUUCACAAAGGAAGCAGCUGCCUUUGAGGAUAAGCCAGAAAAUCUUCCAGAGCUUGCAGAGAGCUCCUCCCUCUCAGGCCCAGUCCCAGAUGAAAGUGAAAAUGGCCCAGAAUCUCAACCAGGUGCUGACCGGGGCAGCAGCGAAUUGUGUGGCUCUCAAGAGGUAGAUCAGCCCACGAGUGGGGCGGACACCGGGACCUCCGACACGUCGGGAGGAAGCCGAAGAGCCGUCAGCGAGACCGAGUCCCUUGAUCAGGGGUCUGAGCCUUCCCAGGUGUCCUCUGAAACGGAGCCCAGCGACCCUGCCAGGACAGAGAGCGUGAGCGAGGCCAGCACUAGGCCGGAGGGAGAGAGUGACCUGGAAGGCGCCGACAGCUCCUGCAAUGAAAGCGUUACCACGCAGCUGUCCUCGGUGGACACACGGUGCUCGUCCCUUGAGAGUGCACGGUUUCCUGAAACCCCUGCCUUUUCUUCCCAGGAGGAGGAAGAUGGAGCCUGUGCAGCAGAGCCCACCAGCAGUGGCCCCUCUCAAGGGGCCCAGGGUUCCAUAUGCACUCCUAGUUCUUUACCUGUGGUGCAAGUGCACAGUGGAGAGGAGAGGCUGGGGGCCGAACCCGCCACUCUCCCUACCCAGGAGUCGGCAGCAGAGGUCUGGCAGCGGAGGGGGAGCCUGGAGGGGGCCGCUGCCGCUGCUGAGAGCCAGCCCCCAGAAGAGGGCGACACUGGGGAUGCCCAGGGGGCUUGUGAGGGGGCCGCUGCCCAGGAGGAAGGUGCUGCUGGAGGUUCUCAAGCCAACGGCCACCAGCCACUGCGAUCACUGCCUUCAGUACGCCAGGAUGUGAGCCGGUACCAGAGGGUGGACGAGGCUCUCCCACCAAACUGGGAGGCGCGCAUUGACAGCCACGGCAGAAUCUUCUAUGUGGAUCAUGUAAAUAGAACCACGACUUGGCAGCGGCCAACAGCGCCCCCCGCCCCACAGGUGCUGCAGAGGUCAAACUCCAUACAGCAAAUGGAGCAGCUGAACCGGCGGUAUCAGAGUAUCCGCAGAACCAUGACUAAUGAGAGGCCUGAGGAAAAUGCCAAUGCUCUCGAUGGGGCAGGGGAGGAGGCUGACUUUCACCAAGCCAGUGCAGAUUUCCGACGGGAGAACGUCCUGCCCCACUCUACCUCCAGAUCCAGGCUCACGCUGCUGUUACAGUCUCCCCCUGUGAAGUUCCUCAUCAGCCCAGAGUUCUUCACCGUGCUGCAUUCUAACCCUAGUGCCUACCGCAUGUUUACAAACAACACGUGUUUGAAGCACAUGAUCACCAAAGUCCGGCGGGACACCCACCACUUUGAACGCUACCAGCAUAACCGGGACCUUGUGGGAUUUCUCAACAUGUUUGCAAACAAACAGCUGGAGCUGCCGCGGGGCUGGGAAAUGAAACACGAUCAUCAGGGCAAGGCCUUUUUUGUCGACCACAACUCCCGUACCACCACUUUCAUCGAUCCCCGGCUCCCGCUGCAGAGCAGCCGACCCACAAGCGCGCUGGUUCAUCGGCAACACCUGACGAGGCAGCGCAGCCACAGUGCAGGCGAGGUAGGAGAAGAUUCUCGACAUGCAGGACCACCAGUUCUCCCCAGGCCUUCCAGCACAUUCAAUACAGUCAGUCGGCCACAGUACCAGGACACAGUUCCAGUGGCUUACAAUGACAAGAUUGUUGCAUUUCUGCGCCAACCCAACAUCUUUGAAAUUCUGCAGGAGCGUCAACCUGACCUUACCAGGAACCACUCACUCAGGGAGAAGAUCCAAUUUAUCCGAACUGAAGGGACCCCAGGAUUGGUGCGUCUUUCAAGUGAUGCAGACCUUGUUAUGUUGCUGAGUUUAUUUGAAGAAGAGAUAAUGUCUUAUGUGCCUCCACAUGCCUUACUCCACCCCAGCUACUGUCAGUCUCCCCGUGGCUCUCCCGUGUCCUCUCCCCAGAACUCUCCAGGUACUCAGCGUGCCAAUGCCCGGGCUCCAGCUCCUUACAAGCGAGAUUUUGAGGCCAAACUAAGGAACUUUUACAGGAAGUUAGAGACUAAAGGAUAUGGACAAGGCCCAGGGAAAUUAAAGUUAAUUAUCAGAAGAGAUCACUUACUAGAAGAUGCUUUUAAUCAGAUUAUGGGCUACUCCAGAAAAGACCUGCAGAGAAAUAAGCUGUAUGUCACGUUCGUCGGGGAGGAAGGGCUGGAUUACAGUGGACCUUCCAGAGAGUUUUUCUUCCUGGUGUCCAGAGAACUCUUUAACCCAUAUUAUGGCUUAUUUGAAUAUUCAGCCAAUGAUACAUACACAGUACAAAUAAGUCCCAUGUCUGCUUUUGUUGACAAUCACCAUGAGUGGUUCCGGUUCAGCGGUAGGAUCCUCGGUCUUGCCCUAAUACACCAGUAUCUGUUGGAUGCCUUCUUCACACGGCCCUUUUAUAAGGCUCUUCUCAGAAUUCUGUGUGACCUGAGUGAUCUGGAGUACCUUGAUGAAGAGUUUCACCAGAGCCUGCAGUGGAUGAAAGACAAUGAUAUCCAUGACAUCCUGGACCUCACAUUCACUGUGAAUGAAGAAGUUUUUGGGCAGAUUACUGAACGAGAAUUAAAACCAGGGGGUGCCAAUAUCCCAGUCACAGAGAAGAACAAGAAGGAGUACAUCGAGAGGAUGGUGAAAUGGAGGAUUGAGAGGGGUGUUGUACAACAAACAGAGAGCUUAGUGCGUGGCUUCUACGAGGUGGUGGAUGCCAGGCUGGUAUCUGUUUUUGAUGCAAGAGAACUAGAGCUGGUCAUCGCAGGCACAGCUGAAAUAGACCUAAGUGAUUGGAGAAACAACACCGAAUAUAGAGGAGGAUAUCAUGACAAUCAUAUUGUAAUUCGGUGGUUCUGGGCUGCAGUGGAAAGAUUCAACAAUGAACAACGACUAAGGUUGUUGCAGCGAGCUGCCCGCUGCCCUUCCCCAGGAGCUGUGCAUGUGAUUGAUGCCCUGCCCGUCCCCACAGUGGUCUCUCGGCUUCACCUUCUCCCUCUGUUCUCUCGGGUUGGUAGUUCGUUACAGGCACUUCCAGCAUUCCCUAUGAAGGAUUUGCUUCGCUCCGAGGGAGUAAUGGCCCGAGAAGAUUCUGUGUGGAGAAGUGGGGGAAAAUCACUGCUCUUCCCAGAGCUCACACUUGUUUUAACCGUCUGGAUCUCCCCCCAUACCCAUCCUUCUCCAUGCUUUAUGAAAAACUCUUGACAGCAGUUGAAGAGACCAGUACCUUUGGACUUGAAUGACCGGAAACUCAAUUCCCUGCUCUGUAUGGACAGGCACUGCUAGAAGCUGCCCUCUACAAGAAUGGCUUCACAUGGGAAGUUUCAAGAGUACACUUCCAUUAGAGUAAAGCCGAGUGCUGUUAUUUUCCAGGAACAUAUGCUCUGUUACAUUUGGGGACUGGAUAGUGGUGAUGAGUCCUCUUGGAAGGAUUUGGGUGAGCUUGAUGCCCAGGGAACAACCCAACAGUCUUUCAAUCAACAGUUCUUGACUGCCAAACUUUUUCCCAUUUGUUACGUUCCAAGACAAAGAUGAACCUGUACAUGAUCAGCUCUGCUGUAACUUUUAGGGACUCAGGAGAAUCUUGAAACUUAUCUUUGAACAUGGUUCAAGCCAAACUGGCAGCACUUGGCCCCAUCUCCAAAUUAGCUCAAGUUAAAUAAUAAACAUAAAAGCAAAUAUAUUUACUGAAAAUACAUUCAUUUAAGCCCUAAGUUAAAACAGAAUAUUCAUUUUCUUGCUUAUGAGUGCCUGCAUGGUGUGCACCAUAGGUCUCAGCUUUCAUGGGACACUAAUGAAAAUGAAACCAAGUCAAUAUGAGGUAACUUAGAGAUUUGCAAUAAGGUGGUCUGUGACAAUGUAUAUGCAAAACAGUAUGUGUGUAGUUAUGGCUGAAGACAAACUGUCACACAAUGAUUGCUAAUGACAGAUUUUAUGCUUUAUAAUGCAUGAAAACAAUUUUGAAAUAACUAGCAAUUAAUCACAGCAUAUCAGGAAAAAAUACACAGUUAUGUUUAUUUUUCAUAAGUUCAUUAUAUUUAUGUUCUUUAAGAUGUAUAUAAGAACCUACCUAUCAUGCCAUAUGUAUCACCUGUCCCAUUUUCAUAUUCCAUGCUUAUUCGGGCAUCAUGCUAGUGUGUAUCCUUUUAAGCACUCUCAAGGGAACAAAAGGACCUUUUAUUUUUAUAAAGGUACAAAAAAUUCCCCAAAAUAUUUUGCACUGAAUGUACAAAAGUUGAAGGGACAUUAUGAUAUGACUUACAGCAACUCCAUCACUUGACAAGUAUAAUAGAAAAUAGAUUCUGAAUCAAACUUCCUUCACAGUGCCAUGUCUACCACUACAAGGACUGUGCAUCUCAGUAAUAAUUUUGUAAGACUCACUAUGUGUGAUAGUAUGAUAUGCAUUUAUUUAAAAUGCAUUAGACUCUCUUCCAUCCAUCAAAUACUUUACAGGAUGGCAUUUAAUACAGAUAUUUCGUAUUUCCCCAACUGCUUUUUAUUUGUACAGCAUCAUUAAACACUAAGCUCAGUUAGGGAGCCAUCAGCAACACCCAAGAGAUCAUCUCUCUUUAGUAAUAAGAAUUCCGUUUUCCCUCAUCAGUGGAGACACACGAAUCAAAACUCUCAGUACUAUAUUUCUAAGCCUGCAUUUUCACUGAUGCAUAAUUUUCUUAUCAAUAUUAAGAAAAAAUUUUUCUAUGGUAUCAGAAACUGCAUGACAUCACUAAUGUUAUUUCUGCUUAGUUUUAUCAGAGGGUGUCCUUCGUUUUUAUUGCUUUAGGGGUUACUCUACAUCAUCGUUUGCUUCUUGACUGGUGGCCAUAACUAAUCAGACAUUCAAUAAAGUGAAGUUAAAUUGUGGGUAAUAAAAACAUUGGAUUAACAUUUGGUUUGCCAGCCUAUAGCUUUACAGGAAUUGCCUGAAUACUUCUUUGAGAAUUACACUCAUAAGCAGUCCUGGAAUUCCUAUUAUGGAUGUUGGCAAGCUUACACUUUAUAGAGGUCAUAUGUAUGGUUGUCGUUAGAUGUAAGAACUGAUUGCUCUCCUAUUGGUUUAGCUAUGCUUGCUGUUGGUACCUUCAAGAGGAAUACCACUCACAAUGCAUUCCUGCCCUUAAGGCAGGUACUACAGUGUGAGGAAAUGGUCCCUCCACCCAAAAAAGGUUACCAAAAUCUGGAAAAAAGAAAGGUAGAUUUAUCUGUGUACUUUUAAUUGGACCAGAAAAAAAGAGAAGAGUAAGAAAUUAACUGGAAAUGUUAGUUUGUAUUCACUAAUGAAUAUAAGCAUAUAUUUAAUUCCGCAAACUAUUUGUACUUGUUUGUAUUUUUUUCAUUAAAAGAAAAAAAAGUAAAAUCCUUUUUUUAAAAACCACCUUUUUGAUGGUAUAUAAGAUGUUUUAGAGCUGGCAUUCCCCAAGAAGCUGAUAGAGAAGGUUGCAUCUCUUUCAAAAAUACUUUUACAGACCAUGUUAACUUUCAUUUUGGUUUGUGAUCCUUUGUUACCAUAUUCCACAUUAUUAGGUAAAAGGGUUUGAAAUAAAAUGUAUCUCUUUAGUUGUUUCUUUUUCUCAAAUAACAGUAUACUCAUCUCUAAAUUGGGAAUUACUGAAGAUGUACUUAGCAUAUCCCAAUACUAUGAUAACUGAUCUGUUGUUCUUCAUUAGCAAAACAAAAAGUCUAAUAGUUAUUAUUGCAAUACAUAAUACAUAAAUAUGUAUUGCAUGACAUUUAAUUAAACUCUACAAAUAGAAAUAUGCAUAACUAUUUUCUUAUGGACUGUGAACCCAGAUGGCUUGGGUAUAUGGUCUUGUUUUCUUUAAAGAAUUCGUAAGUGAUGCUUAUGCUAUACUGUCUUACACUAUAACGUACAUCAUACAUCAUAAAAUACAUUGGCAUACAUCACACACAUAUACAGAAUGUCUCUUAGAUAAGAAGAGGCACACUGUUGGCAUUCGCUCUGUGCCAGCCACCAUGUUUGAUGAUGGACUUACAAUACCCAAAAUCUGCCCUUAAGAAGCUCACAGUAUAGUGGAGUAGACAACAACGUUUAAGAAAGUAUUUUAUUUUUAAUAAAGUGUGGUAUUCUCUACAGUCAAUACUAGCUUGUUCCAUCCAGGAAAUCCAAUGAAGUUUUCAUAUGUGGGAGAUACUGUAGCUUAAAAAAAAAUCACAUAAACACUCUUUCUGCUGGUUCUAAUGACAUGUAAUAUUGGUUAAGUGUUGAAGUCCAGGGUGCAGUUACACACCAGGGUUUGAAGUGUGCAGGUGUGGAGCUGAACUGUGAAGGAGCAAUUCAAGGAUCUUCAAAUUAUCAAGGAAAUGACAAAAUUAAGUCUGGUAGUUUUCCCUCAGUUCUCUCAUCUGCACUAAUAAGAACCUUUGGUUUUCAGCGUGAAAGAUCCCAGUCCUCGAGCCCAACCCACUUCAGGGAUCAAAACGUUUUUCUUGUGCACAAAAUAAAUGGAUGUUGGUCAAAGUGCAGUCACAAUUUCUAGCAUAUGUUGUGUUUAUAAUUUAGUAUAAAUUAUGUAAUAAGUGAAGGGAAAUCAGUUUCACCUGCAAAACAACCAAAAAUGGUAAAACUGCAUUCAGACAAUUAAUGGUAAUGGUACAAUAUGUUUGUACAGUGCUUUAGUUUCAAAGUGCUGUCAGGUGCAUCAUCUCUUUUGAUCCUCAUAUACUUCAUGGAAUAGAAGUUAUCAAGUUCCAUCUGGAUUGAGGCUGAUUUUCCUGGAUGGCUUGUGAGAUCACUUUCAGUUCUUUAUAGUUAAAAUUCUAGGUUUCAUCUCAAGCAAUGUGGAGACUGUUUUCACCAGCAUAUUCCACUUUCUGUGAUUUUGCAACAUGCUCCACCUACCCAAACCCUUACUUUCUCAAACAUUUUUAAAAUGUGAUACUUUUUGAAAAGUCAUUAAAGAAAUUAGUGUAUUCAUGGAAAAAUUUCCCAUAGAUUUAAUAUAUGCAUUUUACUACUUGUUAUGAGAAAUUAAAAACAAUGCAUAAUUUGGUUGCUUUUGGUGGAUUUAUAUAGUAUAGUAGUUUAGGCUC